AUGCGGAAGUUCGCCGUGACGGAACUGCUAUCAUCGCAGAAGCUCGAGAAACUCAAACAUCUCCGCGUUUCGGAGGUGGAGACCAACCUGAAAGAGCUCUACAUGCUGGUCACCAGUGGCUUUUCUUCGCCGAAAAUGAUCGGCAUGAACGAGUGGUUCCGGCGGUUAACGUUGAAUUUGAUCGUGAAGAUUUUCGCCGGGAAGCGGUUCAAGUUUAGGGUGAAGGAAGACGACGAUUGCGAUGAGUACAAAGCAACGGGUUCGGGUUUAGUUUCAGAUACAGUAACACCACAAGGAUCAUUAAUUAUUGCCUCCAUUGAUGGCCUUUUUGGAAUAAUUUCUGCAUCAGAAAGUUUGGUGGUUUCUUUGAAUGGAGUUUUGCCAUCUCUUCUUGAAAGUUCAAGGACUAGAAUUGUCGUCGGGAAGCGGUUCAAGUUUAGGGUGAAGGAAGACGACGAUUGCGAUGAGUACAAAGAGGCGCAGCAUAUCAUUGAGGUGUUUAAGGAAUUCUUGUACCUUAACAGCAGUUCGUGUUCUCCAUUUCUGUUCUGA
Ipomoea nil (Japanese morning glory) is the source of this 552-nucleotide messenger RNA. Its product is annotated as cytochrome P450 CYP82H23-like. Lineage: Eukaryota; Viridiplantae; Streptophyta; Magnoliopsida; Solanales; Convolvulaceae. Bases 1 to 552 code for a protein of 183 amino acids. Gene Ontology annotation, molecular function: monooxygenase activity; oxidoreductase activity, acting on paired donors, with incorporation or reduction of molecular oxygen; iron ion binding. The transcript has 2 exons. The record is from RefSeq and is a predicted model, not a curated record. Gene Ontology annotation, biological process: defense response to other organism.